This is a messenger RNA of Effrenium voratum, 719 nucleotides long. Lineage: Eukaryota; Dinophyceae; Suessiales; Symbiodiniaceae. The record is from the annotation of a GenBank genome assembly.
AACACGAGGGCUGACGCACACACCCUCCCAGCCAUGUCGUUACUCGCAUCAGAAACCCAUGCCAAGGUCGCAGCAGUUCAGAGCUCUUUGCAGUCAGUCGAGAAGCAUUUGGCUCCUUUGCUGGCGAAAAACUCCAAAGAGGUCUCUCGGCAGCUGGAGGCUUUGGAAAACGCGGAGCUACAGGUCAGCUUGGCGUACGCGGCAGCGUCGCUGUACUUCUGUCACUUGCUGACACAAGGAGAGAGAAAGACAGCGGUUCGGUCAAAGCCACUGGAAUUGGAUCGGAUCCAAGUUUACUUCAAAAAGGUGCGAACGACCGCAGAAGGAGCAGCUGAAAAGGAGAUGUCCCGCGAUCGACUUCGCGUGGACGUGGAUGCAGCCAAGCGAAUUGUUCACCACUUCGCGCAUGCUGCAGAGGCAUCAGCCCAAAGACAUGUGGAGACGGUGGCGGCCAAGGAGACCAAAGAAGCCCCACAGGCUGCGGUCCAAGAGACGAAAGUGGCCAAGACGAGCUCGCCGAAAGCCAAGUCUUCGCCGAAAGCCAAGUCUUCGCCGAAAGCCAAGCCUUCGCCGAAAGUCAAGCCUUCGCCGAAAGCCAAGACUUAUUCGGCAAAAGCAUCCAGCGAGGCACAGGCAAAGUCAGCUCCGAAGGUACGCAAGAAGACCAAGACGAAGGCUCCGGCUAGCUGAAGGAGCUGGAGAUGCGCCCGCGCCGCGGG